Trichoderma aggressivum f. europaeum is the source of this 3555-nucleotide messenger RNA. RefSeq lists its product as uncharacterized. The transcript is spliced from 4 exons. Gene Ontology annotation, biological process: regulatory ncRNA-mediated post-transcriptional gene silencing. The coding region runs from base 1 to 3555 and encodes 1184 amino acids. Gene Ontology annotation, molecular function: protein binding; single-stranded RNA binding; RNA endonuclease activity. Lineage: Eukaryota; Fungi; Ascomycota; Sordariomycetes; Hypocreales; Hypocreaceae. The record is from RefSeq and is a predicted model, not a curated record.
AUGUUGAUGGCUGCAUUGACACGCGGGAUCCUCUCGAAGCUUUACCUCUACGCAUUACAGACUCGUUUUCAGGUGUUUUGGGCAUUCAACAGCUAUACGAAGCUGGAUAUCUACCUCUAUCUGUCUUCUACCCGCCUCUUUGCCCCCAUUCACAUCUACCAACAAACAAACACGCAUUACCCAACUGCAGCGCGUGAUCUCGAGGCAACCGCGGCAACCGCGGCGGCGACCGGGGCCGGGGUGGCGAUCGAGGACGGGGUGGCGACCGUGGCCGAGGUGGUGAUAGGGGCCGUGGCGGCGAUCGGGGUCGAGGCGGCGGUGACCGAGGCGGUGGCGGCGACCGGGGUGGUGGCCGAGGAAGAGGAGGCUUUGAUCGCGGAGACUACGGCGGAGGCCGCGGCCGGGGAGGCUACGAUCGUGGAGACUACGGUGGAGGUCGUGGCAGAGGAGGCUACGAUCGCGGCGGAGGAGAUCGCGGCGGUUACCGUGGUAGCUUCAGCGGCUUCCGGGGAGAUGGCCCACGAGGCGGUGGUCGAGGUCGGGGCGGGCGGCGUGAUGCCUCUCCUGGUAUUUCCAGGGCCUUUGGCCUGUAGCUACGGUGAUGCGAUUCCAACUCCCAAUGCUGAAGUCGCUCAACUCGAAACUCAGAUUGUCUCACGCCAAUCCGCCUCGCUUGCAUCCAUCACCUCUCAGAUGGCUGGCAUGAGUGUUAAAGGCAAAAAGAGAGGAGGCGGCAAUGUUGGCGGCAAACCCCCGCCUCCAAUGAACGACCGGCUCCCUGCCAGGCCAGCGUUUGGCUCACAGGGCAGACCCGUCGUUCUUUGGGCAAAUUACUUCAAGGUCAAUGUCACCCGUGACUCUUUCUUCAAGUAUACCAUUGAGGUCAAGAAGAAGAUGACCAAGUCGGCGGCUCCGAAGAAAGCAUCCAAGCGUGGUGGCAAAGCCUCCUCAAAGCCAGCUCCUCCCGACACAGAGGGGCCACAGGAAGCUGAGCAGGUCAAGGAGGUCAGGGGCAGAGAGCUUUUCCUCGUCAUCAAGGCGACCCUUGCAAAGCUUUUGGAGCAAGACAAGUCUUUUGUCGCCGCCUCGGAGUUCAAGAGCCAGAUCAUCACGCUCAAGAAAAUCAACCUCCCUGAAAACCCCAUUAUUAUCCAGAUUCCCAAGGAUGAGGGAGAUGAUGAGCUCUUGGACACCUAUAGUGUCCAUGUUCACGGCCCCAGUGAGAUUGAUGUGGGCAGCCUGAAGAAGUAUCUGACGUCCUCGGCUGACGAGCCGGUUGCCAAUGGAGACGUCGCCUUCCCACGCUUCCCUGAAGCCGUCGAUGCUCUCAACACUAUUUUGGGCCACGGGCCAAGGAGCGAUUUCGACAAAACUGGCACCAUCGGAUCACACCGUUUCUUCCCCUUUGGCGACGACAAGGUUAUCGAAAACCUCACCCAUAACUGGCAUGCCCUGUCCGCCGCCCGUGGCUAUUUUCAAUCUGCCCGUCUGGGAACAGGCCGCGUCCUGCUAAACGUCAACGUGACCCACGGCGUCUUUAGGCUGUCGGGCUCAUUGACAGACUUGUUCGACAACCUAGGCUUGAGGGCUGCUCCAAAGACCGACUUCCAAGCCAUGAAGAAGCUUAGGGCCUUUGCUAAGUUCCUGCCCAAAGCGCGUGCUUGGAGAACUAUGAUUCUCGCCAUAGGCAAAAGAAUUCGUCGAUCCAAGGCUAUACAGGGGAUGGCCACUGCUUCCGAUGUAUUCCGUAAAGGACGUGGUGUUGCCAAUCCACCAAAGUUUGACCGUGAUUGGGAGUUUGCGGGACCCAAAAAUGUCCAAUUUUGGCAGAACACGGAUGGAGGAGGAGGCCGGUACAUCUCAGUCUUUGACUAUUUCAAACAGAGCUUUGACAUUACACUGAAAGAUUAUCCGCUGAUCGACAUGGGCACUGACCAAAAUCCCUUCACUUACAUUCCGGCCGAGAUGGUGGAGAUCCAGCCUGGGCAGGCGAUCAAAGCCACUCUCACCAUGGAAGAGACAACAGCAAUGCUUGAAUUUGCAUGCCGCUCACCAUAUUCCAAUGCUCUGUCGAUUAGCGCGGCCAGCCGUCAGGCUCUCAAUCUUGACGACAGCGCACUAGACAAAUUCGGUCUCUCUGUCGACAAGAGGUUGUUGACCGUACAGGGAAGAAUUCUCAACGCGCCCAUGGUAAGCUAUAUUGCCAACGGUAAGAAAGUUGACGUGGCCCCAUCCAAGGGCCAAUGGAACAUGAGAUCAGUCAAGAUCGUCAAGCCAGGCAAGAGGAUUGAGCGCUGGACUUGGGUCAAUCUCAUGGCAGAACAUCAGCGCAGGAGGGCCGUCGAUAAAUCCGUGGUGGCUAGUUACGGUGAAUGGCUGGUUAGCAUGGGCAUCAACAUCAACAAAAAACCCAUGGAUCCAUUCCGGGAGGUGGCCGAUCCCUCGAACCUCGAGAAUGUCUUUGACUGGCUGAAGAAGAAUGAUGUCCAGCUCUUUGUCAUUAUUCUUCCCGAAAAGGACUCCACCGGCUUAUAUAGCAAGAUCAAGACGCUGGGCGACUGUACGUAUGGAAUCCAUACGAGUUGCGUAGUGGCCGCGCAGUUUGCAAAGGCAGCUCCAGCCUAUUUUGCCAACGUCGGGCUCAAGAUCAACCUGAAGGCCGGCGGCACCAACCACAAGCUACGAGAAGAAUUCGGCAUUCUGAGUGAUGGCAAGGCCAUGAUUGUUGGCUACGACGUUACUCACCCAACCAACAUGAGCCAGAGGAAAGGCAGCGAGACUCCCAGCUUGGCCGGGUUCGUAUCCAGCAUCGACAGAGAUCUCGCCCAAUGGCCUGCGAUAGCGUGGGAGCAACCUCCAAGGCAGGAGAUGCUCAGCGACAAACUGCUAGAUGCAUUCAUGACACGGCUAGAUACCUGGAGCAAGCACAAUGGAGGCAAAUAUCCAGAAAACAUCGUCAUCUACCGAGACGGCGUCUCUGAGAGUCAAUUUUCCCAGGUGCUCGACGACGAGCUCCCAACCAUCAGAGAGGCCUGCCGCAAGAAAUAUCCCGCCACCCAGCCCCAGCCAAAACUCACAAUUUUGGUCGCGGUGAAGCGGCACCAAACUCGCUUUUACCCUACUUCAGCAGAUGACAUGUCCAAAUCCGGCAACACCAUCAAUGGGACGGUUGUGGAUCGGGGCGUGACCCAGGCAAGGUACUGGGACUUCUUCAUGACAGCCCACGAGGCCCUCCAAGGCACCGCUCGACCGGCCCAUUAUACCGUUCUCCUCGACGAAAUCUUCCGCGCGAGGUUCGGUGGCAAGGCGACCGACGAGCUGGAGCGUCUGACGCACGAGCUGUGCUACCUCUUUGGCCGCGCCACCAAGGCCGUCAGCAUCUGUCCGCCAGCGUAUUAUGCAGACAUUGUCUGCGAACGGGCUCGUCAACACCGCCCUGAGCAUUACGGGGCUGGCGAUGAUACGGAGAGUAUGUCGACGGUAUCGGGGGCCGGAGCAGGUACGGCAGGGAGACAGGUGCAUGUCAAUCUCAGGGAUAGUAUGUAUUAUAUUUGA